AUGGCGUCUAUGUUUCGGCCACCAGAAUCAGCAAGGAGCAAAUCCAAAUCUCCCAAACUGACUUUGCCGUCAUCUCUCAAAAAUUCUUCUGGUGAGAUGCCGACUCCUGCAUUGGGGUCGAUUUCCAGCGCGGCCACGCCAAACUCGUCGUCCUCUUCACAAACACUGACAUUUCCAAAAUCGGAAAAGUCGUCAUCAUCUUCCUCCAUCAACACACUGAAAAAACGACCGGCACCGCCGCCCAUUCCAUCUCUGGCUAUUCCAACGAGCGCUGGCGCAGGAACACCAGAACAUGGCUCUGUCACCGACUCACUCACAAGAUUGAGGCUCGAAGAUUUAGAGAAUAAACAUCCGGCAGGGACACCUGGAAGGGAAAGAGCGGGCGGUAUGGCCGGAUCGAUAUCGCCAGCAGCGGGAAGUGCCUUCGCAGAUGUAGACACGCUAGACGAGGAAACAUGGCAAUCGGGGGCUGUCAAGGAUGAUAUCAUUACUAUGGGAGUACUGGGAGAAGGUGCUGGUGGGUCAGUAACAAAAUGCAGGCUCAAGUCUGGGUCUAAAAUCUUUGCUUUAAAGACCAUCACCACGGUGAAUUGUGAUCCAGAAACUCAGAAACAGGUUUUUCGCGAGCUACAAUUCAACCGUAGCUGUAACUCUGAGUACAUUGUGCGAUAUUACGGUAUGUUCACAGCCUCAACUAGCUCGGCAAUAUACAUUGCGAUGGAGUACAUGGGUGGUCGAUCGCUAGAUGCCAUUUACAAGCAUUUGUUGCAAAGAGGUGGUAGAAUUGGGGAAAAAAUCAUAGGGAAAAUCGCUGAGAGUGUCUUGAAGGGACUCUCGUAUCUACAGGAGCGCAAGAUCAUACAUCGAGACAUUAAGCCUCAGAAUAUUCUUCUCAAUGAUAUGGGGCAAGUCAAACUUUGCGAUUUUGGCGUAAGCGGGGAAGCCGUCAAUUCCCUAGCCACCACUUUCACAGGAACGUCGUUUUAUAUGGCUCCGGAGCGAAUUCAAGGACAGCCCUAUAGUGUGACCAGUGACGUUUGGUCCUUAGGGCUUACGUUGCUGGAAGUAGCCCAGGCGAAGUUUCCGUUCGAUUCCGGUAAAAUGGCCGCAAAUAUGCCACCAAUCGAGCUGUUGAUGUUGAUUUUAACGUUUACGCCCGAACUCCGAGAUGCACCUGAGCUCAAUAUCUCGUGGAGCAAAUCUUUCAAGUCAUUCAUCCAAUACUGUCUCAACAAGGAGCCCAGAGACAGACCCUCGCCACGACAAAUGCUACAGCACCCUUGGAUUGUGGGCCAGAUGAAGAAAUCCUGCAACAUGCAUAAAUUUGUCCUCAAAUGUUGGGAAGACGAAGAGUGA
This is a messenger RNA of Lachancea sp. 'fantastica', 1356 nucleotides long. The record is from the annotation of a GenBank genome assembly. Lineage: Eukaryota; Fungi; Ascomycota; Saccharomycetes; Saccharomycetales; Saccharomycetaceae.